This is a messenger RNA of Talaromyces atroroseus, 282 nucleotides long. RefSeq lists its product as hypothetical. Lineage: Eukaryota; Fungi; Ascomycota; Eurotiomycetes; Eurotiales; Trichocomaceae. The transcript has 2 exons. The coding region runs from base 1 to 282 and encodes 93 amino acids. The record is from RefSeq and is a predicted model, not a curated record.
AUGAUUGGCUUCCUCGACCUCCCUGAGGAGAUUCGCAACAUGAUCUACAUGUGUUUAAUAGGCAUGGUCUAUUCAGAAAUCGAUUUCUCGUUCCACGGAUAUGAGUAUACAGCCACGUUCCUCGAUCAGAUCGGUCAGAAUGCGAAGCAUAUUCGGCGAAUUUUCCCGGAAUUGCCGACAGUCCUGGAAAACAAGGAUGGGUUGUUCAAAUCGGAAGAGAAUGCUCGCAUCCUUGACAAGAUCCAAAGUGCCUGUACUGGUUCGACGAAGUUAAUUAUUUAG